This is a messenger RNA of Venturia canescens, 2573 nucleotides long. Its product is annotated as leucine-rich repeat-containing protein 45-like. Bases 424 to 2496 code for a protein of 690 amino acids. Gene Ontology annotation, molecular function: protein binding. The transcript has 3 exons. Lineage: Eukaryota; Metazoa; Arthropoda; Insecta; Hymenoptera; Ichneumonidae. The record is from RefSeq and is a predicted model, not a curated record. Gene Ontology annotation, cellular component: centrosome.
AUUAUUGUCCACUGAAUUUCUACUGAACAAAAACGAAAUUGAUCGAAAAAUUUUAGUUCAAAUGAAAGAUUAUAAUUUUUUAGAAUUCAAGUCUAACUUAAAAAUAUAAAUAAUUUUCAAUCUACGCAAUGAAAAAGAAAAAACCGUUUCUUGCCAUCCACAUGGAAUUGAUGGAAGGAACAAAAUCCAAGAUUUCUCAAAGUGAAAAUAGUUACGAAAUAACGAAAUAUCUCUAAAAAAAAAAUUUUCUCACGUUUGUCACACUGAUGCGUACUCCGCGCCUCUCGUGUUGGAUUCAAGGAACGAGCGUCCGACGACGCGAAAACACCAAAAUCAAAAUUGCGUCGCGCUCAUAUUUUUAUAUCGGAUCAAAUCAUUCGUUUAUCGCGACAUCAACGAAACGGAAAUUUGCAAUAUUUUUUUAUGAAGAUGCUCAGUGAUUGUGAGCUUUUUGUUCAGCUAUGUGAAAAUUGUAAUAUUCCGGCGCCACCGGAAGUUCUCGAAAAGAUUAAAAUCGGCAGCACAACAGGUGAGCUGAAAUUGUCGUCAAUGUCAAUAGUGGUUCCAAUAUGUGGAAUACUGGCAAGAGUGCUGGCCUCGAGUUCAACAAUAAGAAAAGUAGAUUUAGGAGAUUGCAUGUUAUUGUCGAAAGGGCUGAGUAGUAUAUUGGGGGCCUUGUGCGAAGGUUCGACUGUGACAUCAUUAAACUUGAAAGGCAACAAUGUAAAUGGGCCGAUGGUGGGGCUCUUAGGAAAAAUUUUUCUUCACAACAACACCCUGAAACAAUUGUCUUUGGAAUGGAACAGUUUGGGAAGCAAUCUCGAGGAAUUUGGAAAAUUUUGUGAAGGGCUUGGGAUGAAUCACAACAUCGAAGAAUUGGAUCUUCGAUACAAUCAAAUUUCUCCACAUUGUUCGGAGGCUCUGUCCAAAGCUUUGAGAAUGAAUAAAUCUCUAAAAAGUGUGGAUUUAGCUUGGAACACUUUGGGUCUUCGCGGCGGACAAUUUUUGCUGGAGGCAAUGCGAGAAAACCAUGGACUCACAAAGCUGAAUCUUCGAGGGAAUUGUAUUCCAGACGAAAUAAUUGUUGCUAUAGACGAAUUAUUGCACAAAAAUCAAGUCACCAGUCUCGUCUCACAGGCAACCAUGAAUGAGAGCUUUUCAAAACUUUCUCGAUUACACGAAGGGAAAGAAAGUUCAAGGAAAACUUUGUUGGAUGAUUCGGCAGGGGUCGAUUUGCUGAAACUUCCCUCGGCAACUCCUGAAGUACCGCAUGAGACUCAAGGGGUCCCUGAGACUUUUAUGCCAGCGACUAAAAUCCUGGAAAAUGAGAUUAAAGACGAAAGCUGUGACAAAAAAAUGAUGAUCGAAGCAGACAAGACCAUUGUAAAACUUAAUCAAAUGUUGCAGGAUCGGAGCGCAGCUAUCGAACUUUUGACUCAAGAAAUAAACACUCGAGCCAAGGACACAGAAGCUGCGAAGAGCCUCGUGGAACAGUUGGAAAACGAAAUCAAGCUAUUGAAGGAAGAAAGAGAGAGUUUCAACGUUGAAAAAUCACGAGAAAUAACUGAGUUGCGAGAAAUUCGCGAGAAAUCAGACGACCAUUGGCAAAAAGAAUACAAAAAAUUGGAGGAAAAUUUACGAGACAGUUUGGCACGAGAAAAAGAGCUGGAAGCUCGUGUCCAACGGUACGAACGUGAGGUCCGUAAAAUCACGACAGAGAUGACAUCGCUACGGGAGAAAACUAUUUCUCAGACGCGAUCGUAUGAGGAUCUUAUUGCAAAGAGUAGAAUCGAAUUGCACCGAGUAAAGAGGGAGAUGCGAGAACGAGAAAAUCGACACAAAAUUGAGCUAAGCGUUUUGAAGACGAGCCUGAAAGAAAAUACAGAAGGAUUGGAAGAUUGCCAAGCUCAAUUACAAAAAAGUCGCCUGGAACUUCGAGAAAAUAGCGAUAAAUUGUCCACUUAUAGAACAAAAAUCACUGAUCUGGAAAAACAGAACUCUCGACUUUUGAGAAUCGAGGAAUCUUACGAAAAGCUUAAGGAUGAAAAAAAAAUAAUGGACGAAAAAUCUCACGAUUUUCAAAGAACCAUCGACACUCUCCAAAGACAAGUUGCCAAGUUACAGGGUGAAUUAAUCGAACCUAAUCGACGAUAUGAACUCAUUAAAGACGAGCUGGAACAAGAGAGAGAAAAAAAUGGUAGACUGAAACUCGAGCUGGCCGAAGAACGCUCUCGACACCAAGAACAAAACUCACAAAUACUCAUUCUCAACGCACAAAUAACUGCCCUGAAUAAUCAAAUCAACGAAAUACAGAAUAAUCAUAUUUCGGCGAUCAGAGAAUUGGAUAAGGAGCGAAAAAUGCUUAAAGAUGCUAUCAGUAACAAAGAACGCGAUUUCAAUGAUUUAAAGACAGAAGAAGUGCAAAGAGCAAGUCAACUAUACGCAGCAUUUAGCAAAUAUUAUUUGGGUUCGAUCGGUCCCAACGUGACGUUAUGACAACGUAUAAAUUGGUAGAGAAUUAUUUGGCCUGUAAAUUACCGCUGAUUUUGUAAAUAAUAUUUUAUACAACGAAA